This is a messenger RNA of Knipowitschia caucasica, 519 nucleotides long. The record is from the annotation of a GenBank genome assembly. Lineage: Eukaryota; Metazoa; Chordata; Actinopteri; Gobiiformes; Gobiidae.
AUGGCCCAGCUGGACAAGUACUCCACACAGCUACUGAAGAUCAUCAAAAAGAAGGGAGGGAUAAUCAAAGCAAAAACUGCCUCGAUUCUGCAGUUUCUUGAUCAGGAUGCUGAUGCUGAUCUCAGAAGGGAGUGUGUCCUCAAAUCUCUCAUCAUAUACCUGGGAGAAUGUCUUGAGGACCUGAUCAAAGAAUACACGAUGUCCGAGAAAGAUCAAGCCGAGCAAGAGCUGGAGAGUACCACCAUGGCAGUCUUCGUCUUGAGGGAGAACUCGAGCCUUCUUCAACAGCCCAAAGAGAUCGGGAUCAUCAUUGAUGGUGUGGAAGUCCUCAAUGAGUUAUCUUCUGUGGCAGCUGGAGUGAUGAUGCUCUUUGGACUCUGUUUUGCACUUAAUAUGGAAUAUCCACAGGGGUUCAGGUUCACCUUUGAGGCUCUUCAGAAGAUCCUUAUGGAGCUUGGUUCCAACAAGAUGAGCUCCAAGAUUCGCAAACUGAAUGGAGAACUCCACACUGCACAGUAG